AUGGCUGAAACCAACCAGACCAAGCCGACUGUCCCGAUUGCGCGCUCAACCAAGCCUGUGAGCGAGGCUCUCCUCAAUGAGAAGUGGGACCACGCCAUUUCCUCUUUGAUCGUUCGCUCUUCCAUCGGCCUCGGAUUCGGUGUCGUUCUGUCAGUCCUCCUCUUCAAGCGGAGAGCCUGGCCUGCCUGGGUCGGUCUCGGUUUUGGCGCUGGUCGCGCAUAUGAAGAAGCCGAUUCCGCCUUCCGACAUGGAGAUAGCCCCAUCGCCAAUGCUGUGCGUCAAUCCAGGUCGUGA
Messenger RNA from Talaromyces marneffei, 294 nucleotides. RefSeq lists its product as uncharacterized. Gene Ontology annotation, cellular component: mitochondrial inner membrane; MICOS complex; mitochondrion. The transcript has 3 exons. The coding region runs from base 1 to 294 and encodes 97 amino acids. The record is from RefSeq and is a predicted model, not a curated record. Lineage: Eukaryota; Fungi; Ascomycota; Eurotiomycetes; Eurotiales; Trichocomaceae.